UGAGAGAAUGAGAUCUAUCCGUCACUCCAAAAGCAGUCCCCUUCUCAGAGAGCAAAAAAUCUGAGCGGACGAAUCGAGAUCUAGGUCUUGCGAAAGAUCGAUCGGUGAAGGAGAAGAGUGUCAGGUAGGGAGAUUGUCGAAGGAAAUGGCGGUGGCCUUCCGUGGAGGCCGGAGCGGGGGCGUCAUUGGUGGCGGUUCUGGCGCAUCCGCCGGCCUUCGCGGUUUGUUCUCAUGCAGGAUCAUCGUUUCUGCCUUGUUCUCUCUUCUCUUCCUCGCGGCGUUGUCUGUCGUCCUCAACUCGUCUCGUCGCCAUCGGGAUCCUACACUACCAAAUAAGGGAAGCGCAUAUAUGCACAGGACGUUUUUAGCUUUGCAAUCAGAUCCACUGAAAACCCGGUUGGAUCUGAUAUACAAACAAGCAACUGAUCACCUAACGCUGGUGAACGCAUAUGCGGCUUACGCCAGGAAGCUGAAGCUUGAUGCUUCGAAGCAGCUGAAGUUGUUCGAAGAUCUGGGUAUUAACUUCUCCGAUUUGCAGUACAAACCUGACUACAAAUCUGUCCUGUCUGAAAAUGGUAAUGCUGUUGAGGAGGAUACAUUACGUCAGCUUGAGAAAGAAGUGAAGGAUAAGGUGAAAACAGUGAGGAUGAUGAUAGUUGAGUCGAAGGAAAGUUAUGACACCCAGCUAAAAAUCCAGAAGUUGAAAGAUACAAUCUUUGCGGUCCAUGAACAGUUGACUAAGGCCAAGAAAAGUGGUGCUGUUGCCAGCCUGAUUGCAGCGAAAUCUGUUCCUAAAAGUAUUCACUGUUUGGCCAUGAGGCUUGUAGAAGAGAGGAUCUCGCAUCCUGAGAAAUACAAGGAGGCACCACCUGACCCAGCCAUGGAGGAUCCAAGUCUUUACCACUAUGCGAUCUUCUCUGACAAUGUGAUUGCUGUGUCAGUUGUGGUGAGAUCAGUGGUGAUGAAUGCCGAAGAGCCAUGGAAGCAUGUCUUUCACGUGGUGACUGAUCGAAUGAAUCUCGCAGCCAUGAAGGUCUGGUUUAAAAUGCGUCCACUGGGCCGUGGUGCACACAUUGAGAUCAAGGUCGUGGAGGAUUUCAAGUUCUUGAACUCUUCAUAUGUACCGGUUUUGAGGCAGCUCGAAUCUGCCAAGUUGCAGAAAUUUUACUUUGAGAGCCAAUCUGAGAAUGCGACAAAGGAUGCCCAUCAUAACCUCAAUUUCAAGAACCCAAACUAUAUCUCAAUGUUGAACCAUCUCAGAUUUUAUUUGCCUGAGAUGUACCCGAAGCUUCAUAAGAUCUUAUUCUUGGAUGAUGAUGUUGUGGUGCAAAAGGACUUGACUGGUUUAUGGAAGAUUAACCUGGAUGGCAAAGUGAACGGAGCUGUGGAAACGUGUUUUGGAUCUUUCCAUCGAUAUUCUCAAUAUUUAAAUUUCAGCCAUCCUUUGAUCAAGGAGAGCUUCAACCCCAAUGCUUGUGCUUGGGCUUUUGGAAUGAACAUAUUCGACCUUGAUGCUUGGAGGCGCGAAAAAUGCACCGAACAGCUCCACCACUGGCAGAACUUGAAUGAAGAACAAAAUCUCUGGAGAUUGGGCACUCUACCCCCGGGAUUGAUCACAUUCUAUUCGAAGACGAAAUCACUGGACAAAACAUGGCACGUUCUAGGGCUCGGGUACAACCCAGGCGUGAGCAUGGACGAGAUCAGGAACGCAGCAGUGAUCCAUUACAACGGAAACAUGAAACCAUGGCUCGACAUCGCUAUGAACCAAUACAAGUCUCUCUGGACGAAAUACGUUGACAACGAAAUGGAAUUUGUGCAGAUGUGCAAUUUUGGCCUAUAGAGAGAGACAAAACCAAUACAAAAAAAAAACGAACUGGUACGCAUUUCUUUUCAUUCCAACUGAUUUUUUUUUUUGUCUAUAUAUAGGAAUUUACACAUUAAGCUCGUCGGGGUCUUGAGUUUUGGUCCAUUCAUUUGUAACUCUUGAGAGCAAAAGGGUCGAGCUUUAGCUUGCCAUAAUAUGUCCACUUCGUUUAGUUAUUGUCUGUGUAAGAAACUCCUUAAUAUGUCAUAAGUUCUAUUCUUCUAGCUUA
This is a messenger RNA of Tarenaya hassleriana, 2093 nucleotides long. Its product is annotated as probable galacturonosyltransferase 9. NCBI's taxonomy places the organism in Eukaryota, Viridiplantae, Streptophyta, Magnoliopsida, Brassicales, Cleomaceae. The transcript has 3 exons. Bases 146 to 1840 code for a protein of 564 amino acids. Gene Ontology annotation, molecular function: polygalacturonate 4-alpha-galacturonosyltransferase activity. The record is from RefSeq and is a predicted model, not a curated record.